Molecule: messenger RNA, 6495 nt
Organism: Enterobius vermicularis (human pinworm)
Lineage: Eukaryota; Metazoa; Nematoda; Chromadorea; Rhabditida; Oxyuridae
Source: the annotation of a GenBank genome assembly
AUGUCAAAUGGUAAGCGGCCUCAUGACGGUUCUGCUGAGCAUAAUGUGAAAGAGGACGCUUGGGCACUAGAUGACGUUAUUUUUAUUCAUGAAGAAACUUCCCCUGAUGUUGCAGUUGUAAAAAUUGUGAGGGUUGAUGGGGCCCUUUGUGAAAUCGAAUAUAAACCUAUAAAAACCGAAAAAGCUGGUGGUGGAGAGGCUUCUAGUUCACACGUUUUAAAUGAUUCUGCAAAUGAUACAAAAAGGAUACGCUUGUUACGGAAAGAUGAUUUGGUCAUUGUUUCUUCCACAAAUCGGGUUCCGCAGUCUCCAGAAAAUUUCCAGUAUGCCCUGCAAAAAGACUAUUUGGCAGUAAUUCGAGAUGGGAAUGGUUCGAUAGCUCCGUUGGUUCGCGAUGCUGUUGGUGGCUAUCAGGAACCAACUUAUCUUCAUCUUCCACCGAUCUACAGAUUUGCCAUUGGAUUCCGACCGAUUGAGGGCGAUACCUGGAAUACAUAUUAUGUUGAUAAAGAGAAGGUUGUCGCAAAAACUGAUGCAACUUCAAAUAACGUACCUACGAGAAUGACCCUAGUAGCUGCGCUCAUUGCUCCGUCGCCUAAUAAGGCUACUCCAUCAGUUCCAUCUCUUAUGCAAACAAUUUUAUAUUGUGAUUUGAAAAGUACAGAGAUGAUCUUGGAUGCUCUAGGGAAAGAAUCAUGUAAAGAUUUAGUAAGAAAUGAGAUAAUUUCUGCUAGAAGCGAUGGCAAUCGAACGAUCCUUCAUGUUGCCGUAAUGAACGCAUUUGCAACGGCUACUAAAGAUGAUUCUGACACCGCCGAUAUAGUUGUUGAAGAGGAUAGAAAAAUAUUGACGGAACAACAUGUUUUUUGUUCACUGUCAUUACUUGGAGAUGUUGAAAUGAAAGCAGCUGACGAAACUCGCGCGUCAUACGACCAAAGAUGGCAGUAUAUGUUAAGGCGCCGCAGUGGUCAGGUUCCGAGCGAGCCUGUUAUUGUGAAAGAUAUAAUAUAUUCCAAUCGCCGUUCAACAUCUGAGCUCAAGAAUGAUGAAAAUGUUCCGAUUUUGCCGACUGCUUGUUCGGAUCCCCGACAACGUCAGUUGAAUUCAAUCGAAAUAGUUAAGCUUUUAUGCAGGCAUCCGACUGUUACACCAUAUCUGUUUGAACUUCUUAGUACCCGUGACAUUAGCGGUCAUACACCGUUUAUGUGUGCUGUCAAUGUGAGAGCAUAUACUGCUGCGCUUUUCAUUUGGUUUGCGAUUAAAGAGUUGCAGAGUGAAGCUGCUAAUGCAAAAAAAACAGCUGAUCAUAUAUUGUCCUCAGCGGUGUUUCCAAAUGCCAGCAGAGCUGAUGAUUCUCCUCUUUUUGUCCUUUGUGUUAAUGACACAUGUAGUUAUACUUGGACGGGCGAAGCCCAUAUUAAUCAGGAUAUUUUUGAAUGUAAAACGUGCGGGUUGGUGGGUACAUUAUGUUGUUGUACGGAAUGUGCCUAUACUUGUCAUAGAAACCAUGAUUGCAAGUUGAAAAGGACGUCUCCCACUGCAUACUGUGAUUGUUGGGAAAAAUGCCAGUGCAAGGGUCUAAUGUCUGGGAAUCUCGUACAUAGAGAAAGAUUGCUGGAGCUUUUGAUGCAUGAUACUGACUUGAUCAAUCAGAUUAGUUCGAAGGGUGAACAUUUGAUGCUUUUCCUCGCGAAAACAGUCGGGAGGCAAAUGGUCGAGCAGGAGCAGUGUAGAAGAUCAAAAACAAAAUCACAAGAUAAUUCUCAUUCAAAUGACCUUGAGCCGCCAAAGUUUGCCCGCACAGCAUUUAUGAAAUUUUUGUCGAGUUGGGAGUGUGUAAAAAGCCUUGCGGUGUUUGGAGUCAAAGAACAAGAGAGGGACGAACCUAUAGUGGAAGAGACCUUGUACUUGAAACAUCAAAGCGGAAGUUCUCAUCUUGAUAAAUUCACUUACACUUUACUGGCCAAAUGUUCUGAGACCCACAUUGACACUUUGCUAAAUACGUUAGUUUCCGCGGCAAAUAAAAAAGGGGCUUCCGAAGAUAAGAGCGAUUCUGAAGUGGAUUUUAUCAUUUCCAGAUUCAUACGAUCAGUAAUUAGGUUGUUCAUACUAGUUACGUUAUUUUCGCCUACCGCAGCUAGCGUGGCUGCGUCCCCUACCCUUCCAGAGCCAGCUCCUAUCACGCAUGCACCUUCUUCACGGCGUUCCUUCGACUCGCACUCUUUGAGUUUAUCUAGCUUAAUGUCCAUUGCUCGGAAUGCUCGUGACACUGUCAAAGAAACUAAAAAGAAGAGAUUAAAGAUUGAACGGUUGGUUGAGAGAUACCUUGCUGGGGAAACAGAUUUAUCUCAGUUGAGUAGUAAAAUGGAAGAAGACACACUUGCAAAACCAUCUGCACGACGACGCCGGGUAACUAGUCGACGGGAUACAGAUCGUACCGUUGAUGAGGGUCCUAACACAAACCCCGCUUCGAACACUUUUGCCUCUUCUGCUAAUGUGGGCGAUAGCGACAACUCUAGUGAUUCGGACAGCGAUGACCUUCAAUCGUCGCGCCAUUUGCGCAGUCAAAGUUCUAUAGGAGAUGCUAUGGAUCAGUCUGAUGAAGAAAAGUCCAAAAGUAAAAAUACUAUGGAUUUGGAAGAUGUUUAUAGCAGUUAUACUAGCGAAGAUGAGGAUGAAGAGGAUUCAGUUGACUCCGGCAGUAGUCAUGGGGAAAAUGACGAGGAACAAAGUCAAGAGAAUGAUCCAACAGAUGAAGAUGAUGCUAGAGAAGAAGAAAUGGUUGUUGAGUUUGAAAAUGAAAGCUCUCAUCAAAAUCGUGAAGAAGACGAAGGCGAUCGUUCUUACGGCAAUGAAGAAGACGAAGUUUAUGAAGAUGGGGAGGCAGAUCGCAAUGGAGAGCAGGAGAUGAGGGAUGAAGAUGAAAGAGGUAAUGAUGCAACAAAUGAACAGGGCGGAACAAGUCGGAGUGCUGCUAACAUCCAUUCUGCGUUGCUUGCUUUCGAACGUGAAGUUGGACAAGUAGAACACUCCGAGAGCCCUGAUAGCAGAGAUGUUGAUUUACGCACUUCGCUUCCACUGCUGCACGCUCGUCUCAAUACCGUAAAUGCCGAUGGAGAAAACACUAGUUUUAAUCGAACUUUUACGGAAACAACAGCUACUAUUUCCCGUCCCAGUACAGGUAGUGCGACAGCGAGUCGAGAUUCUAGAGAGAAUGUUGGUGCCGGAAGUGAAACGUCAGAGGCUCGGACGGAGCGACCUGGCCCAAAUGAGCCAACAGAAUCGCAAAGAAACGAUCAUUCGGAACGGCGUUUAGUGAACUCCCCAUCAACGCAAACUCAAUGGCCUCGACCUGCUCAAAGGCGAAAUGCUACUGCUGCUCCAGUUAGUUGGUCAACUCGUGUUACAACUACGUCACACGGUAGAAGUGGCGAUCGUGAUGCGUCUAAUGACAACACCGAGCUUGAACCAAGCAGUCGUGGGCGCCCGUCAUCGAGACAGCUAAGGGAUGCGGUAUCUGGCGAAGAGGAUGGGCGCGCUUCAGUGAACAAAACGAACCAACAACUAGCCAUGUCCUUUUUCAUUUUAAUAAGGCUUGUUGUGAAUCUCCUCCCAAUGCUUCUGGAUCACAGAGAACUUUCGAAAGCAUCGUUUACUCAGCUAACGAAAAUGCUGGAGCUGAAUGAUCUAGAAAAAAUGGCUGAAAAGCGUCUGAAAGAAAUUUGGCGUUGGAUGGGAAUCGUUCUAGAUCGUACGGAAGCACAGCUGAAUUUUGGAAAUGCUUUAAUGUCAUCGCCAGCUGGAACUGUUAUUGCGAAAAAUGAAAGGAAAUCUGGUAAAAAAACAGAUGAUGAUAAAUCAAGGAAGAAAGAAGCGAAUUCUGUUUCGUCCAGAGGCUACGACAAUAUUGCUAUUUCUAAUUACCGGAACGAAGUUGCUGCUUCUUCAGGGAAUAAUAAAGAUGUUUCUGAAAAAAAAGGAGAUGAUUCCACGGCUACAUCUUCAUCACGUAAUGAAUUAAUUGGCUACAUGCUGUCAAUUCUGCGGUCGCACACUGGAGAAAAUGGCGAUGAUUUGCCCAUAAUCGAAUUUAAUGCUCUUAAAGCUUUGGCAUUUGUUGCGGAUGCUUUUUUGAUGUUUAUUGAUAUGCUAGAAAAGUUCGAUGCUAAAAUGGUAGAGGGGAAGCCUGGUAUCGAAAAGAAUACCGCAGAUGCUGCCGACAUUGACAUGUUUCAAAAAAUGGUUGGUUUACGCUCGAAUUCUCUUUUGUAUCCGGGAAUAACUAUGGCUCCAAGUCACCACCCAUUCGAACAUAGGUGUUGCGAUUCUUUAGCCUUGGCUGAAAGACCUCAUAUUCUGAACCCGGAAGUAGAGAAAGAGCAAUUGUUUGGUCUACCAGUGCAACAAAAAACAACAAAAGAGCAUAAUAGAAGCGCUAAGGAUCACGGUGUGAAGUUUUUGGCACAUCAGAGUUUAGCAGCUCCCUGGUCUAGUUUCAAAGAGUUAUUGCAACCAUCAACUAGCAAGUCUGAGAAGCAAGAAGCUAUGGAUGUUUCAUCGGGGGCUGUUAGGCCCAACGCUUAUCACGAACUACUUUUGUCUGGUUGUGGAGGUGAAGCAAGUUGUUCGGUUUUACUUUCUGAAAUGGCGGGUUUCCCUAUUCGAGAAUCUCAGUUCCGUAGGAAGAUGGAAAAGUUUAAAGCAGCACAAACCAAAGAUUUAGUCUUUGAGGUCGAGAGAGGUAAACUCGAAAUAAUUGCGCAGACUAUUCGGCAGUUGAACAUCCAUUAUUCGCGGCGAACAGUCUCAAGUUCAACUUCUUCUUCGCAAGAGAACAGCGGCGAGAAUGCUGCAUCGUUAUUUCGUGAUGUUUCAAACACCUCGAGAAACGUCCGACUUACUGGUAUUAGCUCCGUUUGGAGAAAUGCUACACAGGAAGAAAAUGGUGCUGUUGGCAGCAAUCCACCCCUUGCUUGUCACAAGGUCAAAGUCACCUUUAAAGAUGAACCCGGUGAGGGUACAGGAGUCGCUCGUAGCUUUUUUACUGCCGUUGCAGAUGCAUUUUUAAAUAUGCAAGCUCUCCCUGGUGAACAACAAGUUUUAUCAGCAUUCGGUUCUUCAACAGCGUCGACGAAUCCAACGGAGACAAGUGCAAGGACUUCGGGAAGGACUACUGCACGAGACCGAGGGCAUGGAUUUGGAAUAGUUUUUGCCUGUCGUUAUGAAACUUUUGCUUCCUAUGAAAAAAUGUUUACGAUUCCUUUACUACUUAGACGUUACACGCUGUCUGUCAAUUCCGUGCCAUAUUAUUCGCAACAAAAUCCACAGCUUAAUGAGGCAUCUGAUCCUUCUCGCAGUGACGGCGACCAGAUGAAUAGCGAGUUUCGUCCACCGUUAUGGGUCCCGGAAAGAACAAUUCUCGGAGAGCGCCUCCUCCUAAAAGUAAAUGAAAUAAUUCCGCGUUGGAGGAAUAAGAUAGCUGGUAUGUUGCUGGAGCUACAUCCUCAGCAGCUAGUAACUAUUCUUGCAAAUGAUGAUAUGCUUAGAAACUUGGUGGAGGAAGCCAAUGAAUUACUGCUUGCUUCUGGAUAUGGGCACUCUGAAUCAGGCUUAGGAAUGAAUUUUGGGCGGACUGAUACUGGCGAAGAAGUACCUUCUAUUGGUCGCACUGUAAGCACCCCUAACCUGCAAGGUGCAAUGAUUGGAAUUUGUUUGCUACAAAUGGAAAUCUUCCCCUUCCCUGUUUGUCGGCACGUAUUAAAAUUUAUUCUUGGGCGUCCUAUCAAUUGGUAUGAUUUGGCUUUUUACGACCCAGCAUUGUUUGAGUCCUUACGAUCCUUAGUGUACAAUGAGGGCCCUGUUCGUGCUGACCAAAUAAAGGAACUGUUUUUGACCUUUGAAGUGAAUCUUCCUUCGGAAGAGGGAGGUGGAGUAAUUGAAUUAAAGCCGGGUGGUUCGAGAACAGCGGUUACUCAGGAAAACAUUGUGGAGUACAUCUACCGGUUUGUUGAGGCGCGGAUGUUGGGUACACAUCUGAAGUGUCUUGAGGCUAUAAAACAAGGUGUUUUUGACGUCAUUCCUGUGGGAUCUUUGGCAAAUUUGACUGCAGAAGACCUCAGGCUGCUACUUUGUGGGACUCAAGAAAUUUCUAUGACGCUGAUGCAAAGUUACACAUCAUUUUUGGAUGAAAGUUCAGCUGCCCCAGCGCUACUGCAAAAGUUUAAAACGUGGUUUUGGUCGAUAUGUGGCAAAUUAAAUUCUCAGGAAAAACAGGAUCUUAUGUUCUUUUGGACGGGUUCCCCUUCUUUACCCGCUAGUGAAGAAGGUUUUCAGCCAAUGCCUACUGUUCUUGUGCGGCCUGCUGAUGACCAGCAUUUACCUACUGCUAAUACCUGUAUAUCAAGGUUAUACGUCCCACUGUACUCCAGUAAGAAGAUUUUGAAGUCAAAACUAUUGACGGCCAUCAAAGAGGCGCAAAAUUUCGGGUUUGUAUGA